Arachis stenosperma is the source of this 2979-nucleotide messenger RNA. Its product is annotated as NADH dehydrogenase [ubiquinone] iron-sulfur protein 2-like. The transcript is spliced from 3 exons. Gene Ontology annotation, biological process: mitochondrial electron transport, NADH to ubiquinone. NCBI's taxonomy places the organism in Eukaryota, Viridiplantae, Streptophyta, Magnoliopsida, Fabales, Fabaceae. Gene Ontology annotation, molecular function: quinone binding; NADH dehydrogenase (ubiquinone) activity; NAD binding. The coding region runs from base 1367 to 2368 and encodes 333 amino acids. The record is from RefSeq and is a predicted model, not a curated record.
UUACCUUAUUCUGAUCGUUUAGAGGGCGAUCGCGGACUCACUGAAUGAAGUCCUCCGUUUCUUUCGGAGGUGCUGACCCGCAGCGAGGCAGAGAUGACUUAGUUACAUAAGGAAUAUGGCGACGACAACAGCAUGUCGUAGAAGGAGAUAACAGGCGGAGCCAACGAUCCGCUAAGACUAACGUAUCUACAACUCCAUCCCCGAGUGGCAGUCAAACGGAGGCGUGAAUGCAAGAUGCCAGCGGAAUGAUCGGCCGGACAGAGGCUAGGGCUGCUUCCUUCCCACCGCGUCCUUCCUAGCCUAGUGUGUCGGAGAUAUAAAGCGAGUGCACCGGAAAAGAACGGGAACUGGGUCGAUCUAUUCUAUGGCGAAGCAUCCGAAGCAUAACUGCACACUCACACGAUCUUUGCCGAGAGAUAGGAGCAUUCGGUGGAACCGGUGAACUACACUUGCUUCUGGAUAGAUGUGUGGGACAGAGGGCUCGUGGUACCAGCUGCCCAACCAGCCUCCUCUGCUUUGAGAACCGUGUGAACGGAGAGUGGGCAGAAGGGAAGGAGGUCCUCAUACGGAGUCGCACACGCACACUUACUUGAGCAGUGCGGAAGACUGGGGAAUGGGUUGAGUAAACUCCCCUGGGGCCGGAAAAAUAACAGACGAAGCUUUACUUAGAUAGGGCUUUGAUUGGUCUUUUUUUUCUUAGUGAUUGAAAAGGGGGGCGCCUGGUUAUGUUACAAAAAGGGAAGGCAGAGGUAGUCCUUCGAAUGGCGAAACGAAGGGCUAAAUAGCGCCAGUGAUUCUCUGAGCCGGUCUGGAUUUUCUACGCCUCGGGAAACAGGUCGAGAUAGAUGACAGCACCCUUUUCCUCUCUUCCUUACCGGGAGGGCAAUCUAUCUUAUGGCCUUCACCUCCCGCCCGGCCCGGAAAUAGAACCCAGCCCCCUUCUGAUCCAUUCAUUUCUGCAAGCAGGGAGGGGGGAUCCAGAGCUAAGCCUCCCGUCUAUUGCAUAACCUAAAAAAGCUAUAAGCAAAGUACCAGAGGUGCGCUUCGCCCGGUGACUAAGAAAGAAAUUGGUUUGCGCUUUGAAGUGAUGAGGUCGCAAAGAGGGGGGCUCCUAUUGAAAGGCUUUCCCUCCCUAAAAAGGCGACCAGCUUUCAAUACUAGUUGUUACGCUGCCAUUUUUCCAAUAUCAUUGAAUAGCAUGGCCUGCCUGGGGCUAAGGUAACUCAAGUGGGAGAGCCGUGUUAUGGGUGACCUUAUUGCACGGUUCAGAGAGCACUUGUGUAUGUGAUGCAAGUGAACGUGUACGAAAAAGCUGUAUCUAGGGUGAGUUCUUCGUUCCGUCGUCGACCCUAUCUAUGUUUCUACGAUGGCCCAAGAACACGCUCAUUCUUCAGCCGUAGAGAGACUUUUGAAUUGCGAGGUACCAUUACGAGCUCAAUAUAUACGAGUGUUAUUCCGUGAAAUAACUCGAAUUUCAAAUCAUUCACUUGCUUUAACUACUCAUGCUAUGGAUGUGGGAGCAUCAACUCCGUUCCUGUGGGCUUUUGAGGAGCGGGAGAAAUUGUUGGAAUUCUAUGAAAGAGUCUCGGGAGCCAGGAUGCAUGCCAGUUUCAUACGACCAGGUGGAGUGGCACAAGAUCUGCCUCUUGGCUUAUGUCGAGAUAUUGAUUCCUUCACACAACAAUUUGCUUCUCGUAUCGACGAAUUAGAAGAGAUGUCAACCGGCAACCGUAUCUGGAAACAACGAUUAGUGGAUAUUGGUACUGUCACUGCACAGCAAGCAAAGGAUUGGGGAUUCAGUGGUGUAAUGUUAAGAGGUCGUGCGACAUUGAAAGUGAAGUGGUGGGCCUACCCAUCCCAACCAGGGGUAUGCUGGGAUUCGCGAAGAGCAGCACCUUACGAUGUUCAUGACCAAUCGGAUCCUGACGUACCAGUAGGUACCAGAGGAGAUCGCUAUGAUCGUUACUGUAUCCGUAUUGAAGAGAUGCGACAAAGUCUGCGGAUCAUUGUGCAAUGUCCUAAUCAAAUGCCCAGUGGCAUGAUCAAAGCCGAUGAUCGUAAGUUAUGUCCUCCAUCACGAUGCCGAAUGAAACUAUCCAUGGAAUCGUGCAUUCACCAUUUCGAACUUUAUACAGAAGGUUUUUCCGUACCAGCUCCUUCCACCUAUACCGCAGUUGAAGCACCUAAAGGAGAAUUUGGUGUCUUUCUUGUCAGUAAUGGAAGCAAUCGUCCCUACCGUCGUAAAAUAAGAGCACCCGGCUCUGCCCAUUCACAAGGACUCGAUUCUAUGUCCAAACAUCACAUGCCAGCAGAUGUGGUCACCAUCAUAGGUACUCAAGAUAUUGUGUCUGGAGAGGUGGAUAGAUAGGAUUCCUAGUUGCUCGAUCAGCUUUAUUGCGAGCCAAAAACCUUUUUGGAUUUUUUCCCCUGACACACAUACCACUGUCCUGUACACUAAGUCAAACUAGCUCUAGAGUACGGGCCGGGCCCUCCAUCCUACCUCCCCGCCCUUUGAAGUAGAGAGGGAGAAAUGGAUAGAGGCAAUCUAUUUAUUGAAUAUGAAUAUGAAAGGGAUCCCAAUAGCAAUAGGAAAGAGAGAGAAGACCAUGUCGAAAGGAUUCUGUCCAUCAAUCCAAUCCUAUUUUGUUCACAUUGAAGGAAUUGAAUCCAUAGUAAAAAUACACCAAUGCACAAAAGAGUUAACUCUUGAAGAGCGGGUAUAUUAGGCAAAGAAUAGGACGAGGGAGCUCUUACUGCUCGAGAAGGAGCUGUGAUACUUAUGUUUGUUCUCGCAUCCGCAAUCGAAAGGGCAGAAGCAAACAAACCCGGACCAUGAAAGGAAAGGGGGGUUCAGCACCCUCCUGACCGUCCAUUACCUUUGAUUGAAAGCAAUCCUUACCUUCACGGACCCUAGUUUUAAGCAGCGCAGCACCAGAAAGAGUCAAAGGUACCACACGAACGGACUAAGCAACAAGGUCC